CGGACCGUGGGUCAGACAGCCGCCGGGCGGAGGACAUCCAACCCAGUAGCGAUGCGUCACUGCGCGCUCCUCCUGUGCGUCCUGGAACUCCUCGCCGUCUCCUCCGCAUGUUACAUCCAGAACUGCCCCAGAGGAGGGAAGCGGGCGCUGCCGGAGACAGGACUCCGACAGUGCAUGCCGUGUGGUCCCGGAGACAGGGGCCAGUGUUUUGGCCCCAGUAUCUGCUGCGGUGAGGGCCUCGGCUGUCUUCUGGGCUCCCCAGAAGCGGUUCACUGUAUGGAGGAGAACUACCUGCUCACCCCCUGUCAGGCAGGAAGCCGACCCUGUGGGUCAGAGGGGGGCCGCUGUGCUGCUGCAGGACUCUGCUGUGACACAGAGAGCUGUGCUGUGAACUCUGACUGCCUGGGGGAAAGUGAGACCUCAGAUCCAGUCCAUGGUACAGGGGGAAGAUCACCAACUGAUCUGCUGCUGCGCCUGCUGCAUGUGGCCACCAGAGGGCAGACUGAGUACUAACAUCUCAAGAGG
This is a messenger RNA of Thalassophryne amazonica, 525 nucleotides long. It is a transcript of the gene avp, whose product is annotated as arginine vasopressin. The record is from RefSeq and is a predicted model, not a curated record. Gene Ontology annotation, molecular function: neurohypophyseal hormone activity. Gene Ontology annotation, cellular component: extracellular region; secretory granule. The transcript has 3 exons. The coding region runs from base 52 to 513 and encodes 153 amino acids. Lineage: Eukaryota; Metazoa; Chordata; Actinopteri; Batrachoidiformes; Batrachoididae.